Messenger RNA from Penicillium brasilianum, 675 nucleotides. Lineage: Eukaryota; Fungi; Ascomycota; Eurotiomycetes; Eurotiales; Aspergillaceae. The record is from the annotation of a GenBank genome assembly.
AUGGAUCAUAUUUACCGGGAAAUCUUUGACAAGCCGUUCUUCUUUGUUCCCUACAGAAUAGCUGGAUGUUAUGGUGAAGGUAAAGACCAAAAGAACGAUGGAUUAGCCCAUGGAGUUCAAUUUCAAUCCACCCUGGACGAUAUUUUGGGAGAGAUCCUUCGAGGGAAUCCAGAGGGCGGCCAUGCCUGGAGAUCCCAGUUGCUGAGACUCCUGGAUCCCAUAUUACGCACCGAUAAGGAUGAGCCACCUCAGCUGGAGACCACUAAACGGCGAUCUCAGACAGCCCAAGAGGAGGCUACGAAAGACAUCAUUCAGUAUUUUAUGACGGGCUCUGCUGCUCAUAUCAUUUGCACCCCGCUCAAAGAUGCAAAGGCCAUCGGAGAACUUGAACGCAUCUUUCGAACCGCAGUCCACAUGUCCCAUAAGCUCUGGCUGAGAAGAAGUUCCCUUGAAAUUCAGACUCUUCAGGAGCUCCCCUCGCAUUUUAACUCUGGUCAUGUCCUGUUAAGACCUCACUCUCUUCAUUCAAACGCUUUGACCGACAAUGGUGCGGCAUUGGAUGGUCAGCCUAUUCGAAUCGUGGUUCAACCUGCGAUUCUGGUGCGUGGAAAGAGUGACGGGUCCGAAUACGAACAUGCGGUCGUUCUAAAACCGGCCGUGGUGUGGAUGGGGUGA